Labrus mixtus (cuckoo wrasse) is the source of this 3359-nucleotide messenger RNA. RefSeq names its product peptidylprolyl isomerase G (cyclophilin G) (gene ppig). Gene Ontology annotation, molecular function: peptidyl-prolyl cis-trans isomerase activity. The transcript is spliced from 13 exons. Gene Ontology annotation, biological process: protein peptidyl-prolyl isomerization; protein folding. Bases 167 to 2326 code for a protein of 719 amino acids. Lineage: Eukaryota; Metazoa; Chordata; Actinopteri; Labriformes; Labridae. The record is from RefSeq and is a predicted model, not a curated record. Gene Ontology annotation, cellular component: nucleus.
UCAGGGCUCUCUCACUCUGUGAAGCCGCAGCGCACGACGUCCCCGCCGCGCCAUCUUUAGAAAACACUGUGACCAGCACUGAAUGAAACUUAACUUUCAUCGUUUGUGAGGACUGCUCGCUGUAUGGAUUGAUAUCUUUACAUUUCCAGGUGUUGUAAAGGUGAUCAUGGGCAUCAAGGUCCAGCGCACACGCUGCUUCCUUGACAUUGGAAUCAGUAACGUGCUCGUCGGCAGAGUUGUGGUGGAACUGUUUUCAGACGUCUGUCCCAAGACUUGUGAAAACUUCAGAUGCCUAUGCACAGGUGAGAAAGGCGUCGGGAAAGGAACCCAAAAACCCCUCCACUACAAAGGAUGUCUGUUCCACCGAGUUGUCAAAGACUUCAUGAUUCAAGGAGGAGACUUCAGUGAAGGUAACGGAAGAGGAGGCGAAUCCAUCUAUGGAGGCUUUUUUGAAGAUGAGAGCUUUGCUGUUAAACACAACAAGGAGUACCUGCUGUCUAUGGCAAACAGAGGCAAAGAUACUAAUGGAUCACAGUUUUUCAUAACAACAAAACCAUCACCACAUCUGGAUGGCGUCCAUGUGGUUUUUGGUCAUGUGAUCUCUGGCCAAGAGGUUGUUCAAACCAUGGAGAACCAGAAAACUGACCCUAAUAGCCGACCAUAUUCCGAAGUGAAAGUGUUGAACUGUGGAGAGCUCAUUCCCAAAUCUAAAGCAAAAAAAGAGGAGAAAAAGAAGGAGCGAGCCUCCUCCAGUUCCAGCAGUAGUUCCAGUGACUCUGAUAGCUCAUCAAAAUCUUCCUCUGAGUCCGAAGAGUCCGAGAAGGAAUCUAAGAAGAAAAAGAAGGCCAAAAAGCUCAAAAAGAAACAGAAGAAGCAGGAGAAGAAAAAGCCUGAGGCUGAAAGUGCUGAAGAAAAGGAACAGGAAGAUUUGGUCACUUCUACUCUACGUCCUGAAGAAAUUCCUCCCAUCCCAGAGAAUCGGUUUCUCAUGAGGAGGAGUCCUCAGGCAGUCCAGAAUCCCAAAGAGGAGCCUGAAAAGAAUGAACGUAACAGAGACGAAAGGCAGAGAGAGAGUGCUGGCAUAUCAUUCAACUCUCGGUCAGCAUAUAACAGAAGACUGGUGAUGACACGGUCUGGGAGAAAGAUUAAAGGCAGGGGUCCAAGGCGGUACCGGACUCCAUCACGCUCUCGUUCAAGGUCCAGAGAUCGAUUCCGGCGCAGUGAAACCCCUCCACAUUGGCGUCAGGAAAUGAAUCGUCAGAGGAUGAGGGCGGUCACCGGAGAGCGCUGGAUCAAGGGAGACAAAGGUGACAUGAGCGAAGCCAAGGAUGACGCUGCUAAAGCUCCAAGAAGAGAGAGAAAGACGUCUAACACAAGGCAUGAAAACACAGCUGAGGGUAAAAAAGACAAGAAAGACAAGAAAACUCGGUCAGACAGAUCCAAAAGCAAAGACGAGGACACUGCAGAGAAGGAUGAGAAGCAAAACAAACACAAGGCAAAGAAAAGGGACAAAUCUCAAAGCCGCAGUAAAAGCAGGGAGAAGAGCAAGAGGUCAAAGAGCAGAGAGAGGGAGAAGAAGAACAAAAGUGAUGACAGACGAGGUCGCUCAAGGAGCAAAGAACGCAGUGCUAAUAAGAAAGAAAAGGAAUCCGAAUCCAAUCAUAGUAAAGACAGAGAGAAGGGUCAUGAUAAAAAAGAGUCUGAUAAGAAAGAGUCUGAUAAGAAAAAUAAAGAGGAUACCAAAGGAAGAAAUGGGGAGAGGACUCGGACAAAGUCAAAGAGCAAGGAACGAUUAGCUACAAAAGAUAGGCACAGGUCUAGUAGCAGGAACAGGGAUAAGGGCAGAGCUGCAGUGUCAAAAGAGAAAGAAGACAGAGACAGGGCAAGAGAGCGCAGCAGGAGUCAGGAGAGACGACACAACAGUGAAAGAGAGAAUAAGAAGCGGGGCUCAUCCAGGGAUAAAGAACGGCGGACAAGAAGUCCAGAUAGAAACAAGCCUCGAGACUCGCACAGAGGCCGACGCUCCAGAAGCAAGAGCAACAAGAGAGACCACAGCAAAGAGCGCUCGUCUCAUAGAAAGGACAGAGACAGAGAGGCCACCUCCAGGAGGAGAAGACAUAGCAGCAGCUCCAGCAGCGAAAGAGAUGAGAAAAGGAAGAGCCGAAAGAGCCCAGACACCAAAAGAGGCAAAGCAAACAGUACCUCAAAAUCGAGAGAAAGGAGGAGCCCGGCCAAGCCCAGACCUGAUAGUACAAGAGGCAAAGACGACAGAAACGACAGCAAGAGGAAGAAAUCGAGCUCAAGCUCAAGCUCUGACAGUGACUGACCCUGAGAUAGUAUCCUAAAAAAAGAAAGCUGGGAUUUUAAAGUCAGCUUGAACCCAUUACACUUGUAGUUUCCACCUCCAGCUUUUCCAUCCUGUGUGACACUUAUUACAUCGUUCAUUCAGUGCUAAGUAAUCCAUUCUACAGUCCAGUCAAAAAUAACAUGUUGGCCCCAGACCCCUUCAGAGUAAAUUUCCCAAACUACUACUAAUUAGAAGCUACAGGAGUUGUAGAAAUUGAAAAGGUUUAAUCACACUCAAAUUUGCAUAGACAAACAGCAGCAUCAUGUUAGCUUUGUCUGAACUCUGGACCUCACUUUGGUUCUGAAUGGAAGAAAAUAAGAAGUGCAUACCACUGCUGUGAUGGGAAAUUGAAGCUGCAUGGAGAGUUGAAGGAAAAUGAAUUGUGACUAAAAUGGAAGAUUGACCUACUGUUUGGACUGGAAAAAGUACCACGUAUACUUUUAACUGUACGUCUCAAGAGGAAGUCAGGCUGAAGGUUUUUCUUUAUUUGGCAUUUUUGGUAAAUUAUAUUUUGCUUUACAAUAGACAGAACUUAAGACUGUUGAUAAAAAGCAGAUUCUACUGCAAGAGACAACCUUUAAUUCCUUUUUUUGUCCUGAGGACAGUUUCUUCUGAAAUUCAUGUUAAUUAUUUAAGUUUUGAUUGGGAUAAGGAGUGCCUAAGUUUAGAACACGUCGUGUGUUCUUUUUUUCAUUUUUUUUUUUUUUUACAAAACUCAAUCUGACAGAGAACACUUGCAUGCUUCUCCCAGUCAUUGUGUUGGAUGAAAUGUACCACCCUGACUUUUUUAAAUUCGUUGACCCUUGACCUUUUACUGUAAACCCCAGUUUUGAGACAUCUGUCUUUUUCUCUUUUUUUCGAUGUAAACAAAUGCCAAUGUCAUGCUGUAAUUACAACACGAAACCAUUUGUAUGAUUUGUGUUUUGUGAAAAUUGAUUUUAAGAACUCAACUGCAAUGUAGAAUGAAUCAAAAGGCUCAACUUUGAUUUGAAUUAAAAUGGUUUUAAUAUUC